AAGAAUAAAUUGUAGCUGGCAUUUAUUUUGCAACAAAAAUUUUUUUAUUUUUCGAUUGAUCAUCAACACACAGCGUAAAAUGAUGGAAUUCUAAGAAAUUACAAAAUUUUAUUUAAAACUAGGCUGUUUUGUACAAACACUAUUCCACAACUAAAAUUGCAAAUUGAAAUUGUGCGCACUCAUUUGCACUGCACGGCUACUUAAACAAAUACACUGACUGGCAUGGUUGGGGAGACGGUUUUGUGAUGUGGAAAUGGAAUAUUUUGAAAACGAUUCAAAAGAGGUGACUACGAAAUAACGAACAAAAAAGUGGAAAAAUAUUGUUAAAUGAUAUCAUAUAAUCUCCGAUAACAAGCACUCGAAUUAAUAACACUUCGCUAAUAUGACAUUAGUCUUGUACUAAUUCCGUUGGACGUAACAUCGUCUUUUAUUUGAUACCAAAAUUUGGAAUUUAAUCUGUUAUUCGGUAUAAAAAAUGACGAUCACAAUAAGGAGAGCGACUAAAAAUGACAUGCCAAUUGUUUUUAAAAUGAUGAACGAUUUGGCCGCCACUUUGAAGCAAAACGCACCUAGUAUCACGUUGGAAGAUUUGUAUAGAGAUGGCGGAUUCGAUGGAGACUUGUCUUACUUUUUUGCGCUCCUGGCUGAAGAUUCGAAAGUCAAAGAUUCCAAGGGAUUGCCAACUGCAAUUGGAUUCACAUUGUGUUCACAUUCAUACUGUUGGGAUGGCCGAGCGAUUUACAUGCGGAACUUACUUGUGAACGAUUCGCAUCGAGCAACUGGUGUGGGUAAAAUGCUAUUCAAUGCUGUGCUGAGAUAUGCAAAACAAACCGGAGUUAAUCGUAUUGAAUUGCACGUUUGUAAAACGAAUCCCGCGCAAAAAUUCUACGAGAAAAUGGGCGCAAUAAAUGCGGCUGAAAAAGAAGGACAUGUUUACUAUCGCUUGUACAAAGAUGUUAUAAAUAAAUUUCACGCAUAACUCAAAUAUCUUAGCUAAUCGCAUAUUCAGUAAAGUUCAAAAAUGAAAUCACCACAAGAAUAUGUCUACUACUAUUUUCAGACAAUAAAAUGUCAAACUGUUUCGGAAACGAUUAUAA
Contarinia nasturtii (swede midge) is the source of this 1097-nucleotide messenger RNA. RefSeq lists its product as uncharacterized. Bases 476 to 979 code for a protein of 167 amino acids. Gene Ontology annotation, molecular function: N-acetyltransferase activity. The transcript is spliced from 5 exons. The record is from RefSeq and is a predicted model, not a curated record. Lineage: Eukaryota; Metazoa; Arthropoda; Insecta; Diptera; Cecidomyiidae.